CUAAAAACUGACACGACUGGGCUACGUUCUGACCCCUAGGUACACUAAUCAGCAUCACGUUCGUCAAAUCCAAUCACACAUCACAGACAGCUGGAAACAGUCAACUUCCCCUGCAUCGGCAAAUCAAAACAGUAACCCUCAGCGCAGAAGGCUAUAUUUAGAGGGGAUUCCCCGUCACAUGACCCGGUUUCCCGUGACGUCAUUUUCUCCAGCGUGUUCUGCGCCAGGUGUUUGGAGUUUCGUCAGCAGGUGUGCGUGUUGAAUAUGACAGCGUAGAAACCAUGUUGCAUCACGACCCGAAACAUAAAUAUAUCCCUCAACGCUGGAACCUCGUCGACUAUAUAAACCAGGUUUAAUAACACUGUAUCAUUCAAACUGUGAUCGAGACACAACAUAAGACGACAUUAACGCGUCCUGCGCUGUCCCAGAUAUUAAAUAUUGACUUCUCGUGUCAGAGUUACUCAAAUCAUGGGUGUUAUCUUGGAUAAACUUGCUGACUUUACAGGCCUGUUCUCCGGGUUUUCAAGAGACCCAGCAAGAAUUCUGAUGGUUGGACUCGAUGCUGCCGGUAAAACGACGAUCCUGUACAAGCUGAAGCUGAACGAGGUGGUCUCCACCAUCCCCACCAUCGGCUUCAACGUGGAGACCGUCAGCCCCUGCAAGGGGGUCAACUUCACCGUGUGGGACGUGGGGGGUCAGGACAAGAUCAGACCCUUGUGGAGACAUUACUUCCAGAGCUGCAGCGGUAUCUUGUACGUGGUAGACACCAACGACAGGGAGAGGUUUGUCGAGUCACGUGAAGAACUGAAGAACGUCAUCGACAGCAACGAGAUGAGAUCCGUCCCUGUGGUCGUCCUGGCUAACAAGCAAGACUUGCCAGCUGCCGCCAAGUUGUCGGAAGUAGUGGACGCCCUUCACCUUCAGAAGAUGACGGACCGGAAGUGGUACAUCCAGGGGACAUGCGCUACGACCGGGGAGGGUCUGUUCGAGGGUCUGGAGGAAAUGUCCCGACUGGUGAAAGAAUUUAAACAGAGCAGGGGGCGGUGAAUAUUUACAGACAUAAAUAACCACAAACAAGUAUCUGUGAUAAUGUCCAGAAGCUCAGGGAUGACCAACUGAAGGGUAUCUGUGUUGACACCUGAAUGGACUGAUGUGACCUCCCACAACUAUAUUUAAUCACGUGUUUGUUUGUUCAAUACAUGAUAUGCAAGUUGAAAUGCUGUCAUAUGACUUUGACAAGGUUUUUCAAGUUUGUAUUGUGGCGAGGAAGCCUAAAGGAGGACCCCACUGUUGCGACACGUUGCCGUCAGAACAAAGACUCCCAUCUCGAUGUUACUGAUUCAAUCUUAUGCCCAGUCCGUCCCCAUGGUUACCGAUCCUUACCGUGUUGUCACGUGAUGACUCGAGAUCUGUAGAGCUAUCAGUCUUUCGUUACUGUUAUACGUAUGUAGCAAUUUGUUAUAUAAUUCAUCGUGUAAAUACUCACAUGUUUCCAACAUUCCUUGGUAUGUCUUUUAUCUGAACACGUUGUAUGGUGAUUGUGUUUUCAAUACGUGUGUAUACGUUUUUAUUUUAUUUACCUGUUGUUUUGUACUUAAACAUGUAAUUGUAAUUGUUGUUGCAAUACAAGUUUUAA
Haliotis rubra (blacklip abalone) is the source of this 1636-nucleotide messenger RNA. Its product is annotated as ADP-ribosylation factor-like. Gene Ontology annotation, cellular component: plasma membrane; cytoplasm. The transcript is spliced from 4 exons. The record is from RefSeq and is a predicted model, not a curated record. Lineage: Eukaryota; Metazoa; Mollusca; Gastropoda; Lepetellida; Haliotidae. Gene Ontology annotation, molecular function: GTPase activity; GTP binding. Gene Ontology annotation, biological process: vesicle-mediated transport; intracellular protein transport. The coding region runs from base 469 to 1047 and encodes 192 amino acids.